Molecule: messenger RNA, 288 nt
Organism: Racocetra persica
Lineage: Eukaryota; Fungi; Glomeromycota; Glomeromycetes; Diversisporales; Gigasporaceae
Source: the annotation of a GenBank genome assembly
AUGUUAGUAUUUAUGGUUUAUGAUUUUAGAGGUGAUAAGAUAUCGAAAUCAAGUGCUAAACAGGUUCACAAUAAUGAAAAUUGCAAUAGCAAUGGACGCAUAGCUGAUUAUUGGUUAUGGGUUAUUGUGCUACUGAAAGGAAAAAAAAAACAAUUAGAGAUUUUGGUAACCAAAAGUUGUAGAGAAAUAGCGAACAAGAAUAAAAUAUCGAAUAAUAAAGAAAAAAUAAUAAGAAUGUUAGAAGAUGUGUAUGAACAAUUAGAAAGAGAAUUAGCAGACAAUACGGUU